AUGAAAAGCGUUGGUGCAAAUAAAAUGGGAAAACUUGCUCAGCAUUUUUCCUCGGAGUCGCACAAGGCUGCCUUGGCUGAUUUUGCGCGCUUCUCCCUGAGAGAAUGUCACAUUGAUAUCAAAAUAAAUGAGCAAUCGAAAGAAAAGCUGAUCCAGGAGAAUGCUGAUGAAGAAAGAAACAAAUCAGUCAUAAGAAUUUUGUUUGAUGUGGCGAAAACCUUGGCGAGGCAGUCUAUUGCGUUUAGGGGUCAUGCCAGUGACGAAGAUGCAAAUUUUAUGCAAAUUGUAAACCUCAUCUCUCGUCAUUGUCCAGAUCUAAAUCACUGGCUCAGCAGCAGACGUCUCAAGCCAUACAGCACAAAAUACAUGGGCCCAUCUUCACAAAACGAAAUCAUUGAAUUUCUAGCCAGAGAUGUCAGAAGUAAAGUGAAGGAGGAGAUCGAUGAUGCGAAAAUGUUUUCAGUGUCGGCAGACACGACUCCUGAUGCUGCAAACCAAGACAGAAUGAUUGUUGCUGCAAGAUAUGUUGCUUCAGACAGUAUUGCAAGAGAACGAACUGUAGAAAUGAAAGAAUGCAAAGACAAGCAUGGAGAAAAAAUUGCAAAAUCAAAUCUCAAUUCAUUAGAAUCCAAUCAAAUUAAUGUUGAUGGUUUGUGCUUCCAGACCUAUGAUUUUGCUUCUUCAAUGUCUGGAAGAAUAAGAGGUACCCAGAAAGUCUUACAGGACUUACUAGAGCGACCGGUACCCUACAUACCAUGCCAGGCCCAUAGAUCAAAUACUUUUAAUGAGCACAGUGCUAAGGCGAGCUCGCUCGUCACUUCCAUGUAUGCAUUACUUGAAGAAAUAUAUGUAUUCUUCAAUGCAAGUAUAUUUAUGGAUGCAAUCCAAGACGUAGAAAAUUGUCUUAAGCUCAGGAACCUAUCGAAAACACGUUGGGUUUACGGUUCAGAAUCAAUUGAAGCUGUGUGGAGAAGUUUAAACUCUAUUGCUCCAGCUAUCGACAAGAUAAUUACUGAUGUAGAAUGUAAAAUGGAAUGUAAAAUAAGGGAAAUGCCAUAA
Penaeus monodon (black tiger shrimp) is the source of this 1059-nucleotide messenger RNA. RefSeq lists its product as uncharacterized. Lineage: Eukaryota; Metazoa; Arthropoda; Malacostraca; Decapoda; Penaeidae. The coding region runs from base 1 to 1059 and encodes 352 amino acids. The record is from RefSeq and is a predicted model, not a curated record. The transcript has a single exon.